Molecule: messenger RNA, 4004 nt
Organism: Musca vetustissima
Lineage: Eukaryota; Metazoa; Arthropoda; Insecta; Diptera; Muscidae
Gene: Pld
Product: phospholipase D2
Exons: 10
Coding region: 22-3978 (1318 amino acids)
Biological process (GO): intracellular signal transduction; cell motility; phosphatidic acid biosynthetic process
Molecular function (GO): phosphatidylinositol binding; D-type glycerophospholipase activity
Source: RefSeq, a predicted model, not a curated record
CCUCUAAGUCUGCCAAACAGAAUGGAUAACCCAGCAACAGCUUCAGCAUCAACUGUGGAUAAUGAUGCAGAUGCUGGUGAUUAUGGCCUGCUGCGAGUAUUUCCCCAACGUCAUCGGCGCAGUAUAUCACAGCUCAUAGCCAAUUUAGACGCUCAACCGAGCAACACAGAUCGUUUAAGUGGCGGCUAUAUAAACAAUGCCUACCAUUACGACGAACUAGAUCACAACUAUCUGUACGGGCAAUUUGAUGAUAAUACAGAUUACAUGACCAUGGCCCAAUCGCAUCCCUAUGAAGGCAGCCUGGGAGACGAGGAAAUAGGUGGUGCUGGUGGUGAUGAUGAACUUUGUGAAAAUCGCGAUAUACGCUGCAUACCGGAAUUUCAAUUUUCCAUGGUUGAAUCGGAAUUCGAUGAAGCCUUAAAUAUACCCGAUUCGGUGACCAUAAUAUCGGCAGGUGGUGAUAAACCCGUACUGGUGGAACGGAAAGAUUGUACCGAUGAUGAUGACUAUGACGAGGAUGGGGUGGAAUUGCGUAGACUUACUGAAAUUCCAUUUACGCGGAUCUAUUCGCCGGGCAUUAAGUUUACCUCAUUCCAACGAAAGGUGUUUAUGCCGGGCACUGAAAUAACGGUGCAAAUUAUUGAUAUUGAACGAAGUGUAACGACGCAUCUAUUGAAUCCUAAUUUAUACACCAUAGAACUGACACAUGGCCCAUUUUCCUGGACCAUUAAGAAACGUUACAAACAUUUCAGUACUUUACAUCAACAGUUGAGCCUGUUCCGCACCUCCCUCAACAUACCCUUUCCCAUGCGUAGCCAUAAGGAGAAACGAGCCACAAUGAAAACAGCUGCCAUCCAAAUGGCCGAUGAAUGUCGGCUAAAAGAACUGCAAAAAUCUUCGAGUUUUAAGCACAACACAAAUCGAGCUCGAGCGGAAUAUGAAGCCACAAUUACCAGCCAACCACAAUCCCUGCCCAUGACCCCCAUCUACAAUAAGAAUAUUUCCAUUGUGGAUGAUGUUGGAAGGGGCAGCACUCGUAAGAAAAGGAAAAAACGAAAACUGCCAAGAUUUCCUCAGCGUCCGGAGUCAUUGGUGACAGUGGAAUCAAUGCCGGCGAGAGUGCGGCAACUGGAGGAGUAUUUGUAUAAUCUGCUGAAUAUUAGUCUGUAUCGGAAUCAUCAUGAAACGUUAAAUUUCGUGGAGGUCUCCAACGUGUCCUUUGUCGAUGGCCUGGGCAUCAAGGGCAAGGAAGGUCCCAUUUUAAAGCGGACUGGCUCCACCCGUCCCGGUCAGGCUGGCUGUAAUUUCUUCGGUUGCUUCCAGCAGAAGUGUUGUGUACGCUGCAAUUACUUCUGUUCCGAUGUUGUCUGUGGCAAGUGGCGUAAUCGUUGGUUCUUCGUCAAGGAAACCUGUUUCGGCUAUGUACGACCCUCAGAUGGCGUUAUUCGAGCUGUGAUAUUAUUUGAUAUGGGUUUUGAUGUCUCGACGGGCAUCUAUCAGACCGGCAUGCGUAAGGGUCUUCAGAUAUUGACCAACAAUCGUCACAUUAUCUUGAAAUGUUGGACCCGAAGGAAAUGUAAAGAAUGGAAUGAUUAUCUGAAACAGACAGCCAAUACAACGGCCCGAGACUUUACAGCACCCAACCCGCAUAAUUCAUAUGCUCCUGAAAGGGCAGAUGUAGAGGCUCAAUGGUUUGUUGAUGGGUCGUCUUAUAUGUCAAUGGUGGCCGAUGCUUUGGAGGCUGCCACCCAGGAAAUUUACAUUGCCGAUUGGUGGCUAAGUCCGGAAAUAUAUAUGAAACGGCCGGUAAUUGAUGGCGAUUAUUGGCGUUUGGAUAAAAUCCUAUUGCGCAAGGCCCAGGAGGGUGUCAAGGUGUUUGUAAUGCUCUACAAGGAAGUCGAAAUGGCCUUGGGUAUUAAUAGUUAUUACAGCAAACAGAGACUGGUUAGUUUACAUGAAAAUGUUAAGGUUAUGCGCCACCCGGAUCAUGCCAAAGCUGGCGUUUUCUUUUGGGCCCAUCACGAAAAAAUCGUGGUGGUCGAUCAAACCUACGCCUUUUUGGGAGGCAUUGAUCUCUGCUACGGCCGCUGGGAUGAUUACCGUCAUCGUCUCACAGAUUUGGGCAGCAUUUCAACAUCCUCAGCUUCGGGCAGCACACGACGCCAGGGCGGCUUUUUCAAUAGAGAAGAAGUGGAUUCAGCUUUUGGUAGUCAAAAAUCUUCACGCAAUAUCAACAGCGAUCUGCAAACAGCCGAGCAGGAUGAACCUAGUCCAAAAGCCAGCAUGGAAAGACUUGAUUUACCCACCCUUAUGCCUGGAGAAAAACUGAUGAUACCCAAUAUGAGUUUGGUCCCGCCAACACUAGAUGAAACCCUACCCCAUGAGGGUAUGAAACUGAAUACCCCCGAAAUGGAACGUAAAAAUAUGCUGCAAAACCUCAAGGAUAAUGCCAUGAAAAAAGGCAAGGACUUUGUCAAUCGGCUUACGAUGAAUGAGGGUGAUAAGACACCGGAUAUUAUAAAGGACCCCAAACAAUUGGUAUUUAGUAUACAAGAAUUGGAAGAGGGCCGCCGUGGAGGUCUCGAAGAUCCCACACCAUUUCAAACGGAAGUUUUGCAGGAUUUUUAUGGGCAGGCGAAAUAUUGGUUUGGCAAGGACUACUCUAAUUUUAUUCUCAAAGAUUGGAUGAACUUGGAUGCGCCAUUUGCUGAUAUGAUCGAUCGUACCUCUACGCCACGUAUGCCUUGGCAUGAUGUGGGUUUGUGUGUGGUGGGAGCUCCGGCUCGCGAUGUAGCACGUCAUUUUAUACAACGUUGGAAUGCUAUGAAAUUGGAAAAGACUCGAGAUUCCUUAUCGUUCCCUUACCUUAUGCCAAAGAGUUACAAACAAAUUAAAUUGAAUCCAAAUAUUACCCUAAGGCGUUCACAUCGGGUAUCGUGUCAGCUGCUGAGAAGUGUCUCAUCGUGGAGUUGUGGUUUUAUCGAACAGGAUUUGGUAGAGCAGAGCAUCCAUGACGCGUAUAUCCAGACCAUAACAAAGGCACAACAUUAUAUCUAUAUAGAGAAUCAAUUCUUUAUAACAAUGCAAUUGGGCGCAACGGGGACACUGAGUAAUGUACGAAAUCAAAUUGGCGAGGCAUUAUUCAAGAGAAUCGUGCGAGCACACAAAGAACGCAAAGUAUUUCGGGUUUAUGUGGUUAUGCCUUUGCUGCCGGGCUUUGAAGGUGAUGUUGGUGGCAGCAGUGGCAAUGCUGUGCGCGCCAUUACCCAUUGGAAUUAUGCCUCAAUAUCAAGAGGAAAAUCAGCAAUUCUGGUGCGUCUCAAAGAGAUUGGCAUUAAAAAUCCCGGAGAGUAUAUAUCAUUCCAUUCGUUGCGUACCCUAUCCGAAUUGAAUAAUACGCCCAUUACCGAACUGAUCUAUGUACAUUCCAAACUACUAAUAGCCGAUGAUCGGGUGGUCAUUUGCGGUUCGGCCAACAUCAAUGAUCGUUCGAUGAUUGGUAAACGUGACUCAGAGAUUGCGGCCAUUAUUACGGACAAUGAAUUUGAGGAUGGUAGGAUGAAUGGUAAAAAAUAUCCAAGUGGGGUGUUUGCUGGCCGGCUGAGAAAGUAUUUGUUUAAGGAGCAUUUGGGUCUCUUGGAUCCCGAUGCUGAUCGUAUGCGCAUCGAUGUCACCGAUCCGGUGAUAGAUCAAUUUUGGAACGGCAUGUGGCGAAGAAUAUCGAAACGCAAUACCGACAUUUAUGAUGAGGUGUUCAAAUGUAUUCCCAAUGAUAAUAUCAAAACAUUUGCCAGUCUACGAAAAUAUCAGGAAGAAAGUCCGCCCUUGUGUAAGACAGAUCCAGAUGUGGCCGCCAAGAGACUUUUAAAUAUUCAGGGAACCUUGGUGGACUUACCUUUGGAUUUCCUAAACAAAGAGGUACUGACACCACCGGGUACCAGUAAAGAAGGCCUUAUACCCACAUCGGUCUGGACAUAGUUUUUAGUUUUUUUUUUGUUUUUUUA